AUGUCGACGACACAAAUCCAAUUCGCCUACAAAGUCGGCUAUAUGUCGAAAUACAGGAUCGAGCGCGAAGCCCGCAAGGCCGAGCCUCGACUGCACAAGCUAGUCGGUCACGCAUCUCUAUUCGACAGCGCCAAAAAAUAUAUCGUCGAGCACAUUGACGACGACGAUGAAGACGACAAAGAUCAUCAGGACGAGCUGCUGCAGGACGACGUCCUAUUAGCUGACGAGUGGCCUGAAGACGAAGACGACGUCGACGACGAAGAACUGGCCUCCAUCGACGAGGUGGAUGAGCUUUUCCCUCUCGAAGAUAUCGAAGAGACGCUGGAAUCCUUGUCGCCUUGCUCGCAAACGGCCCCAUUGCCGCAAUAUCACCAUCAACAUCAAUAUCAGUACCAUCAAGCAUCCACGAACCGUCUGGGUCGACCAGCCCAAAGACCGCAACAGAUGGUCCCGGCGACAAGUGGAAGCUACAACACAAACACUAUUCAAAUCGAAGAAUACGAGAUCGACCACGACGACGUCGACGACUGGGACAGCAUCAGCGACGCGAGCACCGAGGCUGCCGACAACGAGCUGGACCCUGACACCGAUACCGACAGUGCCAGCGACAGCGACAGCGAUUGGAGCGAGUCCACAUACGGCAAUGACGAGAGUCUAGCCGUCUACGAGGCCGAGUCGGAUCGCAAGAUCAUCGACCUUUGUGCGCUGGCGACUUCACAGUUCUCGAUGCCCAAAUACUGCCCCCAGGACGAUGACCUGGUGUUGUGGGCUCAACAACCCAAAGUUAUGUCACAAACUCAGGUCGAUAAUCUUCUUACUGAGAUUUUCGCCUGA
Capronia coronata CBS 617.96 is the source of this 834-nucleotide messenger RNA. RefSeq lists its product as uncharacterized. The transcript has a single exon. Lineage: Eukaryota; Fungi; Ascomycota; Eurotiomycetes; Chaetothyriales; Herpotrichiellaceae. Bases 1 to 834 code for a protein of 277 amino acids. The record is from RefSeq and is a predicted model, not a curated record.